Messenger RNA from Calidris pugnax (ruff), 2951 nucleotides. It is a transcript of the gene WDPCP, whose product is annotated as WD repeat containing planar cell polarity effector. NCBI's taxonomy places the organism in Eukaryota, Metazoa, Chordata, Aves, Charadriiformes, Scolopacidae. Bases 272 to 2416 code for a protein of 714 amino acids. Gene Ontology annotation, biological process: nervous system development; cilium organization; establishment of protein localization. Gene Ontology annotation, cellular component: axonemal basal plate. Gene Ontology annotation, molecular function: protein binding. The record is from RefSeq and is a predicted model, not a curated record. The transcript has 20 exons.
AACACUAUUUAAGAUUGUUUAAGAUUUAAAUAUACACAAAACCUGAUGGAGAGCCACUUAAGCUGGCUGUGUUCUUUAACUUUAUUUUGGAUGGGAUUUUCUUUUUCUUCAUUGCCAUCUAUAGAAAUUGAUGAAUUUUUUUAGAUGUUUUGUGACAACAAUGUGUGGAUUUUCUACUCACUAAUGUCCAUGUGUGGUGGAGGUUGUGACUUGUAGCUUCUGAGUGAAUUCUGUACUGCUUCCCAUGUGCUAAAGCUCCAUCCACUGCCAGAUGUCUUUCUGCCUGACUGAGAUGUUUCUGUGGUCUUUGAGGACUAACUUACAUAUCAGAGAUGAAGAUAUUGGGAUCCACCAGUACUAUGACAAAAAAGAACCAGCAUCACAGAUGAAGCGUGGUUACUUAGAAGAGAAGCAAAAGCUAGCAGAAUCUCGAGAUUACCCUUGGAUACUGAAAAACAAACGACCAGACAAACUGCGGGAUGCGCUCAAGGAGGUAGAGGACUUGCUGCAAACCAGCCCAUGUGCCCUGAGCAAAUGGAAGAACAAACACAUCUGCCAGCUCCUCUUUCACUCAGGUAUACUGGUGUCCCUGAGCCUUUCUGGGCCACAGCUGGAGAAAGUGGUGAUUGACAGGACCCUGGUGGGGAAGCUCAUCUCCAACACCAUCAGUGAUGCUGUUCUUACAGACAAUUUCAUCAUCUUAUCAUUUGAGGACCGUAACCAACUCUGCUUCAUUCACUUUACAAAGAAGAUGGAUUGUCCCGACGUGAACAAAAGACUGGAAAAACUCUCGGGUUUGGACUUUAAGAUUUCCUACGUUGAUAUACCCGGACCGGAAGGUAGGAGGAUGAAACGUCACCUGGCAAUAAACUGUGUGCAAGAUAUGGUCCUUUGCUGGUGGUCAGCACCCAGUGAUGGAGCGUGGCCUUGGUCUCCUAUUGCCUGCGAGAGGGACAGAGCCAACCUAGUGCUGUUAGGCUGUGCACAUGGCAAACUGGAGGUCCUGAGUUACGUCCGUACGGAGUGGGAUCCUCUGGAUGCUGGCUUCGGCGCCAACCAGCCCUACCAGGUCCACACGGUGGAGCGCUCCCUCUCCGCGGACAAGGAGCCCAUGGCCGACAGCUGCCUCUACAAGUGUGGUGGGAACAGAAUGCAGUGUGUGGCCGUCACCCGAAUACCCCUGCGCUCCAAGGCCAUCAGCUGCUGCAGAGAUGCCACGGGAGACAAGCUGGUGCUGGGCUGCGAAGACGCCUCAAUAAUCCUGUACGAAGCCUACAACCGGGUGACUCUGCUGGCCCAAGCGGAGCUGCUUCCCACUUCCAUGUCCUACCACCCAUCCGGAGCCAUCUUUGUGGUCGGCAGCUCUCAAGGGGAGCUGCAGAUAUUUGACACGGCUCUGUCCCCAAUUAAGAUUCAGCUCCUGGCCCAAGACUAUUCACCUGAGGCAACUCUGCAGUUCAGUAAACACUUUGAGGUGCCCAGCAGCCUCGUCCAGAUCCAGUGGGCUGCUCCGCAGGUCACAUCUGCCAGUGCUGAUGGCACAGAUAUUAAUGACCUUUUGUUGGUCAGAUUCGACAAAGGACCCUUAGGAGUACUUCACUUUAAACUGGGUGUCAUCACGAGAGGACGGCUGGGCCCCGUGGAACUCAUCCACCAGUACAUCCGUUAUGACGAGAUACACGAGGCAAUUAAUGUCCUGAACACCAUGAACUGGAACACGAUGGGCCGUCAGUGCUAUGUGUGCUUGAGUGCCAUUGUCAAUCACCUUCUCAAACAAAAGCUCACACCAGACAGAGAAGCGCAGCUCGAGGCGAGCCUCGGAACCUUUUAUGCUCCAACAAGACCCCUCUUGGAUGCAACUGUGCUGGAGUUCAGGGACCCCAUCAGCAGAUACGCGAGAAGGUUCUUCCACCACCUGCUCAGGUAUCAGAGAUUUGAAAAAGCAUUUCUGCUGGCUGUUGACAUAGGUGCUCGGGACCUGUUUAUGGACAUCCAUUACCUUGCACUAGAUAAGGGUGAAUUGGCGCUAGCUGAAGUGGCAAAGAAAAAGGCUAAUGACAUUGAUGCAGAAUCAAUAACUACUGGAAUUGAACUUCUGGGGCAGUCAGAUGAAGAAGGCGCGUCUGGCGAAGCUUUCAUCGGCCGACCUUCAAAGCACAGAGGAGACCACGACCCUCCUGCUCCCGGUCCAGCCCUUGGACCACCAGCACAGAGCAGCGCCCACAGACCCACCAGGCACGGACAGGCAGAGGACACCCAGCGCAAGCCAGGAGAGGAGGGCCCCACCACCUCCCGAGUGGAGAAACCCUUUCCCAGCAGCCGGGGAGGAAAUUUGAGAGCGGUUCCUCCAGAGCAGCUUCCUGAAACUCCCCGAGCCUGUCCCUGCAAGCUGUCUGCCUGCAGGGCUCUCGCUUGAAAUGGGUAGAAAUGCUCCUAUGCAACGCGGCUGGAGCAGGGCUUCGCCUGUGGCUUUGAAUUGAGCCCAGCGCAUAAAAAAGGAAAAAUUAUUAUUAUCCAGUGCCUGCUGGAUGGGACCUAAGAAAGAACUUAUUGUCCUCCACCCGUGUUCAUCUCACGGGAGCCAUCCGGCGCUCCGCAUUGGCGCUUUCGAGAGUGAGACCACAGUAAGGAGGAGUGAAAUACUACCCUAUGGUUUCAUGACUGCUUUAAGCUGAUUUAGCUGCAAGGUGCUGCCAAAAGAGGUGGUCCAUCCCUUCCCCCACCGCGAACCUCCAAUCCUAUGUCCUCCUCCUUCUCCCGCGCCGGCUUGGGGGCUUCCACCCCGUGAGAAGUUCGCUGGAGCAGGAGAGGAGGAGAAGACCUCCAUGUAGGCAUGGAGACCCUACCCUGUCCCCCAAAUCUAUCGGCUUCCCCCCCUCCCCGUCUCCUGUGGGGACGUUCCCUCCUGGCCUGGUUUGGUGCCCCGGGUGGUUGGGUGUUGGUGGGGGUGA